Molecule: messenger RNA, 1168 nt
Organism: Erpetoichthys calabaricus (reedfish)
Lineage: Eukaryota; Metazoa; Chordata; Cladistia; Polypteriformes; Polypteridae
Gene: lrrc10
Product: leucine rich repeat containing 10
Exons: 1
Coding region: 242-1111 (289 amino acids)
Molecular function (GO): protein binding
Source: RefSeq, a predicted model, not a curated record
UUCAAAGGCAUCCUCAGCCCUAGAAGGUUUAUCAGUCAGCAGCUAUAAAAAGCCCAGCGAGUCCCACAAGUGCCACUGAUUAGCCAAUCACCACAGCCUCUUGGGCGCACUCGCAGCCCACUUAUCUGUCACAUUCCUGAAAGUCACAACUCUCGACAUAAACCAGGGUCCCGGCCACAAGGCACAGCAGUCCCAGCCCAAAACGGAAGACGGCGGAGUGCUGUCGAAGCCCAAGGGUAAAAUGGGCAACACGGUGAAAGCCAUUGCUGCCUUCAUCCCGUCGGAGAAAUGCCAGAAGCUCCUGGUCGGCGAUCUGAAAGAGAUGCCCAUCGAUAAGAUGGUGGACGUCAGCAGCAGCCACCUGAGGAGAUUCCCGAUGCCGGUGUGCUGCUUCACGGAGCUGGUGAAGCUCUACCUCAGUGACAAUAACUUGAGCGGCCUCCCUCCCGAACUGGAGCAGCUGCAGUGUCUUCAGAUUCUGGCGCUCGACUUCAACCGCUUCAAGGAGCUCCCCCUGGUGGUGUGUAGCCUGCAGCAACUGUCCAUCCUGUACCUUGGCAACAACCGACUUCAGUAUCUGCCCUGGGAGCUCAGCCUGCUGAAGGAGCUCAAGUGCCUGUGGCUGGAAACCAACUGCUUCAGCCACUUUCCAGACGUCAUCUGUGAACUCGUCAACCUCAAAACCCUCCAUGUCGGCUACAACCAGCUGAAGGUACUCCCACCCCGACUAAGACGCCUCCGCGACCUGCGCAGCAUAUGGCUGUGUGGCAACCAAUUCACCGCUUUCCCCAAAGUCCUACUACGGAUGCACUUCCUAGAUGUGAUCGACGUGGAUCGGAACCACAUCCGCCGCUUCCCAAGUCUGACUCGUCUCCGUGGCCUCAAGCUGGUCAUCUACGACCACAACCCCUGCGUCAACGCACCAAGGGUGGCCAAGGGGGUGAGGAGAGUGGGGAGAUGGGCCAUGAGCCCCGAGGAGGAGGAGGAGGAGGAACGGCGACGGAGGGAGCGAGAGAGGGAAAAGGAGAAGGAAAAGGAACAAGAGACGCCCAAAGUCGAGCAGAGUCUGGCGACGACCGAACAGGUGGAACAAGCCGCACCCACCGUGUAAGGGAGAGGAUGGACGAUGAACCAUGGCGCCUGUGCGAGAAGGCCAAGUGUGACCUUA